This is a messenger RNA of Colletotrichum scovillei, 962 nucleotides long. RefSeq lists its product as uncharacterized. The record is from RefSeq and is a predicted model, not a curated record. Lineage: Eukaryota; Fungi; Ascomycota; Sordariomycetes; Glomerellales; Glomerellaceae. Bases 205 to 831 code for a protein of 208 amino acids. The transcript is spliced from 2 exons.
CACGCCGCCUCACGUUUACCUAUGCCUGUCCGGAUUGCUCGGCGACAGGACGGUCCGGUCAAAGCGUUCAACGCACCAUGGAGUGUCAGAGGAGGGCCAUUCAAGUUUAGCAUCGAAGCCAAGUUCGCCAUGAACUGUGCAUUGAUCAAUGGCGAAGAUUGCAAACCGCUUCCAGAGGAAUAGCAGGAGAUCUUUGCUAAGCCUAUGAACCUAAAGAAAGCGCUGACAUCUACACUACAUGUCUCAGUUAAGCAUGUGGAUAGUGAAGGGGAGAGAAAGGAUUUGCGACUCAGACCUGCUUUCAAGGCAGUUCCGAAUGUCAUUUGGGGAGCGUAUGAUGAAGCUUCGGAUCCUAACCAUGGAUCUGGUAACAACUCUAUCGGUUCCCUUCUGAACGGAUCUGAUUCUUUCGUCUCGCUCAUGAUGGCUGUGGAGCUUCAAUUUCCAGUACCACAUGUGUCAAAGGAUUCCAUAUUGCCCUUCGAUGUCGAAUUAGCCAUGGUCAGCAACGUGAACCCCCCGGGCAAAGAUGCCGGCGAGCCGGAUGAGAUAAACUGGCCGCUAUUUCCUACAUCAGAGCACCAGGACGAUCGUUGGACACCUGCCCAGAGUCUCCCGAAUCCGAACCUCGUGAAAGAUCAGCCAAAACAACAAUGGGAUGCGGUGGAAAAGUGUUGGUCAGCAGUCGAUGCAAAAUCACUCGUCGGAGUAGUAAAUACGUGGUCUGAGUUCCUUGGAUGGGAGAGGGAUGUGGUCCCUGCUAAGAAACCAGAAUUCUUGAUACGCCGGGUUUCAGAGAGGUAUCUGGAGGCGCCGCAUAUUUGUUGCUGAUUUUCACGUACACGGAACUGUCUCUGAAUAAUAUUUUUGAGCCAAGUAAGCAUUGUAGUAGUGCGCUUGAAAAUUUGCAGGGAGAGGUCGCACGCGUUCUGGGAUCUAGCCGACAAACUUCUCAUUGCCGA